Messenger RNA from Solanum verrucosum, 827 nucleotides. RefSeq names its product CASP-like protein 4C2. The coding region runs from base 149 to 763 and encodes 204 amino acids. Lineage: Eukaryota; Viridiplantae; Streptophyta; Magnoliopsida; Solanales; Solanaceae. The record is from RefSeq and is a predicted model, not a curated record. The transcript is spliced from 3 exons.
UCAUGCCAUGUCUCGUGACUUCAAAUCCCCAAACAGAAAAAAAACUUUUCACACAUGAAAUCAAAUUUUCCAGAAAAUUAAUAAAUUCACCCAACUUUAAUUUCUCUAUGAAUUUCUCCAUCUCCGUCUGAAUUUCUCGCCGGAAAAAAUGAUGAGGUCGCCGCAGGAACCGAACCGGAACGGCGGUAUUAGAACUCCGUCUCCCCGGCCGAGAAAUCAAUCUCAGUUUCACUCAACGGUUUCCGUGCAAAAAAACCAGCGGUUCAAUAUUUUGAUACUCAUUUUCCGGUUCGCCGCCUUCUGCUUCUCACUCGCCUCUGCAAUUUUCAUGUUCGCUAACUCUCACGGCGGUGGCUCCGAUUCCGAUUCCGAUUCUCUUCGGUGGUACCACUUCGAUGCGUUCAGAUUUGUGGCAAUUGCAGCUGGGAUUGUAGCAUUGUAUUCACUAUUCGAAAUUGGAGCUUCGGUUUGGGAAAUAUCAAGAGGCACCACUGUUCUUCCUGAAGUUGUACAAGUUUGGUUCGAUUUCAGCCACGAUCAGGUUUUUGCAUACAUGUUGUUGUCGGCAGAUUCGGCGGGAACGGCGUUAGCUCGGACGUUAAGGGAUCGGGACACGUGUACGGCUAAUAAUGCAUUUUGUGUUCAAUCAGAUAUAUCCGUCGCCUUAGGAUUCGCCGGGUUUAUGUUCUUGAGUUUUUCUUCUUUAUUAUCGGGUUUUCGGGUCGUAUGUUUCAUACUUAACGGGUCACGUUUUCAUAUGUAAUAUUCAUCCAUCAUUAUGUUGUAAUCUUUACUCAUAAAUCUUAAUGAAGGUAAAUUUUGAUUUU